Messenger RNA from Exophiala viscosa, 1551 nucleotides. RefSeq names its product NADH oxidase. The transcript has a single exon. Gene Ontology annotation, molecular function: oxidoreductase activity. The record is from RefSeq and is a predicted model, not a curated record. Bases 245 to 1315 code for a protein of 356 amino acids. NCBI's taxonomy places the organism in Eukaryota, Fungi, Ascomycota, Eurotiomycetes, Chaetothyriales, Herpotrichiellaceae.
GCCGAACAACUUCCCGGCUUCAAAUUUGUAUCAGCAUAACGUUGUACUAGAUCGAGGUGAUUAUUAAUUGCGGCAAUCUACUUGACUUACCUCUUGAGAAGCCGUAGCGCGUAAAGGUGAAUCCAAACUGAUCCAAGCAUUUUCACAUCUGGUUUGUCGCACCAAGAGAGCUUCGCCAGGGCAAAUUUCCGCAUUCACUUACGCCGCCGAUAUUGCACUCCCAACCCGACAGAGAAUAGAAGCAAUGGCAUCUCAAUCAUCACUCAAAAUCCCCUCGACGAUGCGAGCUUGUCAAUUCUCCUCAACAAAGGGCGGCCUGGAGAAGAACCUCGUCCUCAACGAGUCGGCUUCCCUGCCGCCACACGAUGACCGCGCGCUGGGCAAGGACAAAGCGCUAGUUCAAGUUCUCGCCGCAUCGUUGAACCCAGUGGACUACAAGCUCGUCGAGUUGCCUGUUGUCGGGCGUCUGGCGGUGAAGACUCCGAGUUCGCCUGGUCUGGACUUGGCAGGACGGGUUAUCGCGCUUGGGGCAGCAAACACGGCCGCCGGUCUCGAGGUCGGACAGCUUGUCUUCGGCAGACUCGAUCAGCCCACGCAGUUUGGCACGUUGGCUGAAUACACGGUUGCACCGGUUGGAGCUCUGGCCAAGAUCCCCGAGGGCGUCACCGUGCAAGAUGCCGCGUGCGUGGGCACUGCCGGGUUGACCGCUUACCAGUCCAUUGCGCCUAAUGUGAAGCGUGGAAGCGGAAGUAGGGUGUUCAUCAACGGUGGGAGCGGAGGCACGGGUGUUUGGGGCAUUCAGAUCGCAAAGGCACUUGGGUGUCAUGUGGUCACGAGUUGCUCGGGAAAGAAUGCGCAAUUUUGCAAAGAGCUGGGCGCGGAUGAGGUGGUGGAUUACACGAGCGAGGACGUCCUCGAGGCGCUGAAGAAGAAGGUCGGUGUGUCGGGGCAAAAGUUUGACCUGGUGGUUGAUAAUGUGGGAACUUCUGCUGGGUUGUAUUGGAAUUGUCACCUGUUCACGAACGACGGGGCAAAAUUUGUGGUAGUGGGCGCCGAUCCGAGCGGUCGCACAGCUUACGAGAUGGCGACGAAAAUGCUCUGGCCUGGAUUCCUGGGUGGAGGAAAGAGAAAGAUGGAGGUGAUGAUGGUUCAGGAAAAGAGAGAGCAACUGGGUGAGAUUGGAACUUGGUUGAAGGAGGGCAAGGUCAAGGCCGUGGUCGAUCAGAUUUCCAGGAUGGAAGACGCCGCGAAGGCGUUUGAGAGACUCAAGACGAACCGUGCGAAGGGAAAGAUUGUGGUUGCCGUGAGCGAGUGAAGAUGCUGAAGAGGGUCUGCAAUGCGAAGUGUGUCUCGUGUCGACAGUUCGUGUAGCUGGAUACGGGCGACUCGAAGUUGCUCGAAAGUCUACGGCCGCAUGGUCUGGCUAGGGCAGGGCAAGGCUGUGGAAGAACAUCUGACCGCCGGAUGUAUGAUCCCUAGGUAGAGGUGCAGGAACACGAGGGGAGGUUGUGGUUUGUUGGGAUGUGGAAACGAGGUAUUGCGACAUGCGGC